Messenger RNA from Mizuhopecten yessoensis (Yesso scallop), 2640 nucleotides. RefSeq names its product putative per-hexamer repeat protein 5. Gene Ontology annotation, molecular function: biotin binding; protein binding. NCBI's taxonomy places the organism in Eukaryota, Metazoa, Mollusca, Bivalvia, Pectinida, Pectinidae. The record is from RefSeq and is a predicted model, not a curated record. The transcript has 20 exons. The coding region runs from base 46 to 2493 and encodes 815 amino acids.
CGUCGAUUCCGCGCUCAGCAAUCGUAACGACUCCGAGCGAUCGUCAUGAGAGUCCUGAUAAUACUUGCGGUGUGUUUGGUGGUGAGCGCAAAUGCCUUGAAAAGCAGGCGCCAUACACGAGUAGUACGCCAAACAUCCUCCGGUGGAGGCUGUCUAUACGAGGGAAAGGUCUACCAGCAAGGGCAGACUUGGACGGUACCAUGCAAGUAUGACUGUUCAUGCGUGGAUGGCACUGCCGGCAAAUACUCGUGUACGGAUGUGUGUCCCACCUACGACAACCUGCCUCAGGGCUGUUUUAUGGUGAAGAUACAAAACUCGUGCUGUUCCAAACCCCAAUGCAACUUCCAGACUACCGACGGAGGCACCGGUGGAAUGGGCACUCAAACAGGAGGUGGUGGUGGUUCGGUGGUGAUCCAAAAUGGCGGCGGAGCUGGGAGUCUACAGACAGCCACGUGCACGGAUUCUCUAUCCAACUGCCCGGACUACGGCGCAGCUAUGUGCAGCGAUCCUCAAUACACCCCAUGGGCCAAAGACAACUGUAGAAAAACAUGCAACUUGUGUGGGUCAUCAAUGAGCUCAGGAGGUUCAAUGGGGGGAUCGACUGGUGGAGGUCAAAUGACUGGAGGACAAACUGGAGGCACUGGAGGCACUGGAGGUGACGGAGGAUUUCACUUGAUUAUGACCCCUGGAGGAUCAAGCGGGUCUACUGGAGGAUCAAGCGGGUCUACAUCCUGUGUUGAUACUAUCAGCAACUGCGCUGCCUACACUAACUCGGUGUGUAGUGACCAGCAGUACGAUCAAUGGGUCCUCAAAAACUGUCCAGCUUUCUGUCAUAAAUGUGGCAUGCUGGGUAGCAGCACAGGUACUAUGACCGGAACCGGAACAGGAACCGGAACAGGAACCGGAACAGGAACCGGAACAGGAACCGGUGGAUCUGGAGGAACGAUACUUAUACCCUCCAUAGGUGGCUCUGGUUCUGGAACUUACCCCAACACUGGUACUGGUUCAGGAACCUACCCCAACACCGGAACUGGAUCAGGCACCUACCCCAACACAGGUACUGGAACUGGAACUUACCCCAACACCGGAACUGGAACCGGAACUUACCCCAACACCGGAACUGGAUCAGGAACCUACCCCAACACAGGUACUGGAACCGGAACUUACCCCAACACCGGAACUGGAACCGGAACUGGAACUUACCCAAACACCGGAACUGGAUCAGGAACCUACCCCAACACAGGUACUGGAACCGGGACUUACCCCAACACCGGAACUGGAACCGGCACUUACCCCAACACCGGAACUGGAGCCGGAACUUACCCUAACACCGGAACUGGAACAGGAACUUACCCCAACACCGGAACAGGAUCAGGAACAUACCCCAACACAGGUACUGGAACUGGAACUUACCCCAACACCGGAACUGGAACCGGAACUUACCCCAACACCGGAACUGGAACCGGAACUUAUCCCAACACCGGAACAGGAUCAGGAACCUACCCCAACACAGGUACUGGAACCGGAACUUACCCAAACACCGGAACCGGAACUAACCCCAACACCGGAACAGGAACUGGAACGUACCCAAGCGGGACUGGUGGAACUGGAACUGGAACGGACCCAAGCGGAACUGGUGGAACAGGAACUGGAACGUACCCAAGCGGCACUGGUGGCACUGGAACUGGAACGUACCCAAGCGGGUCUGGUGGAACUGGAACGUACCCAAGUGGAUCUGGUGGAACUGGAACCGGAACGUACCCAAGUGGAUCUGGUGGAACAGGAACUGGAACGUACCCAAGCGGCACUGGUGGAACUGGAACUGGAACGUAUCCAAGCGGCACUGGUGGAACUGGAACUGGAACUUACCCAGGUGGAUCUAGUGGAACCGGAACUUACCCAGGCGGGUCUGGUGGAACUGGGGUGUAUCAAGGUGGAUCGGGUGGAAGCGGAACUGGAUCAGGAGUCGGUUUUGGUACAGGUGGUUCUGGAUCUGGAAGCUACACAGGUGCAUGUGCUGACAGAAUCCAGAACUGCGCAGCCUAUGGGCAGUCUGUAUGUACUGACCAAACAUACGCAGGAUGGGUGAAGGAUAACUGCGCUAAAACUUGUAACAAAUGCAGUGGUGGUACGAUCACGACUGGAACAAACGGCGGAAGUGGUUAUUACGGACCAGGAGGUACAGGCAUGGGCAGUUCGAUGACCCAAACAGGCACCGGCUCCUCGGGUGUUGUCACCGGACAUUCAAACGGUUGUGCCUAUAAGGGCCAAGUGUAUCAGCAAAAUCAGUCGUGGAAGGACGGCUGUGAUUAUAGGUGCACGUGCACUGACGGAGCACAGGGAAGGUACAACUGCCAACAGCUAUGCGUACAAUGGGAUAACCUCCCGAACGUUUGUCAGAUGAAUCCCCCGGCCCAGGGGAAGUGCUGCAGAACGCCCAACUGUCCCAGCUACGUCCAGCUUCAUUACCCAGCUAACUACACACCCGAGUAAAUCAAAUGAAGAAGGCGUUUGGGUCGGUGUGGCUUUGCGAAUGCUUUCUGUGCUUCCGGAAUGUUUUGCCAAAUGACACUUGUCGUGUUUUACGAAUCUCAAUCUGCUGACUUGUGUACAAUAAACAAUCUUGAAUACAUUAUUUAA